This is a messenger RNA of Botrytis sinoallii, 1893 nucleotides long. RefSeq lists its product as uncharacterized. The record is from RefSeq and is a predicted model, not a curated record. Bases 1 to 1893 code for a protein of 630 amino acids. NCBI's taxonomy places the organism in Eukaryota, Fungi, Ascomycota, Leotiomycetes, Helotiales, Sclerotiniaceae. The transcript has 2 exons.
AUGGCAAAUAAUUGGAAGUUCCGCUCUCGAAUGCCUACCACCUCCAUCGCUCAAAUACAAAUUCCUCCCAUUCCACUCCAACGCAUCGGUAAACGUAAGCGUGUCACGCGCGUAACAACCAGCGAUGGAUGCAAAGAAUCCAGCAUCAUCAACGAGCUGCGAAAGAAAUAUGAAAUUGACCUCGAGCACCCUCCUCGCUAUCCACCCCAGUUCACUCAUCUUCAACCACCUAUCCCCCGCCCAGAACCUGAUAAAUUAGAUAGUAAAAUAAGACUUGAGAUGGAAAGAAGACAGUUCGCACCAAUGACUCCUGAUUGGGUUUGGAGGGUCUUGACAGAAAUGUACAAAGUGGAUGAGAAAAAAUGGGGAAAAUGGGCAGUUGAUUUGGAUGGUAUGAAAUUGGCAAAAGGUGAUUGGAGGUAUCUAUUAAAGGCUCACUAUCGUGAAUUCGACGAGACUGGUGCAAUGGAAGAGUACGAGCUUGGCCAUGUCACGAACACUAUUGCUGAUUUGUAUGUUUACAUGGCUUGCGACUAUAGGAACAGAGCAAUAGCAAGAACACUCAAGAGUGGCGACCUAGCUGGUGAUACACCAACCAAACAGAAAAUCAGCUCCAUAAUCAUUGAUUCUGACAAGUUGUAUUGGGAUCAAGAUAAAGGUCGCCUCGUGAGGGAAGGAGUGGAUGAAGCUGGGGAGCCUAUUCGUCGGCUUGUGGAGCAAGACUUUCCCAGAGCUUGGGAAAAGACUAUGAAGGCAUUGGCACAGUAUGAUGAUGAGACUUUUGCCAAUCUUGACUAUAUUGUGAUUCCACACGAAUUUGGCGCCUUCCAUACACAAUGCAUAGGAAUAGCACCAAAGCAAAGAUUUGUCUUCCAUAUCGACAACUCCGGUCUGUCGAGACCCAAAUUUGAAAGUGCAUUAGAUGAGACGUACGGAGCUUACUAUCAUUCGUUUUUUCAAAUGUCUUUACUUGAAGCUAUCAUAUACACAAGAUUCGACAAAGGAGAGAUUGACACCGCCGAGUGGCCAUUGUACGGGCAAUGGUCCUACCGCACGGAUCAUGCACUGCCAAGGAACAGAACGACAGACAAUAGUCCCAACGCAACUCGACAGAACGAUCCCUACAAUUGCGCUUUGAAUACCAUGGCCAGUGCCGUGAAUUUAAUAUUUGGAUAUGACAUGGCUUGUUAUGUAUCUGGAAAAGAUCUCUCCCCCAUCCCUGGAUUGACAGGAAAACGGAUAAGAGUCGCAGCGGAAUUUUUAAAUGGGGGAUUCAACUACCCAUUCAAUUAUCCAUUGUUCAAAAUCCCAACAGAGCUACAAGAGAUCAUUAUUGAUGAAACUUAUAAGCAAAAUAUUCGACCCCCUCCGGCCGUAGUAGGAAAUAUCAUGGACGAAUGGGAUGAAGAAGACACAGAGGAUGAAGCGGAUCCAGACACAGAGGAGGAAGAGGAGAAAGCAUCCCAGGCAGAAGCUCGAACAAAAGUUAAGAAAUCCACUAGGUACAAAAAGGUCAAAUGGCAUGGCCAACCCGCUUUAGAUUGGGAUCCUGGAGAGCCAGAUCCGACAGGACCAGGAUCUACAGACGACGAUUUACCAAUACGAACUCUUUGGCCUGCCCAAAUGGACCCUACUAGAACGGGGAAAUGUGGCAUUAUAUACCCGAUCACAAAGCCGCACUUCUCGGAUCCAACGUAUGAUGAUGUAUUCGAGUGCAAGAAGGCAGCCAUAUUCCACCAAAUGGAGGGCUGGGAAUUGUGGGAGCACAUGCCAUUGAAUAUAUUCAAGCGCUGGAUGGAGAAUGUAAUGGCAGGUAGAAAACAUGAAGAGUUGUCUCCAUGGGUGAAAGUGCUCAAGCUUGAUGGACGUGUUUUCUCCGAGACAAAAUAUUGA